UUUUUGUUGUUUUUUACUCUUUUAAAUGUACCACAAAAUUUAAACUAAAAACACAGGGUAGACUCAAAUUUCAAGAGUGCAAAUUACAUUAGCCUUCGCCUAAUUAUAGUAUAGUUCAAAUAAUAAAAUUACAAAACAUUUAUAUUAAUUGCUUAGUGCCACUUGUUUUUAGUAUUCAGAAUCAAAAUGGAAGAAAUUGAUAAGAUAAUUAUUGAUUCCCUCAGACACAUAAAUUGGUAGCGAUAUAGAUGAAGAAAUUUUAAACCUGAAACAGUUUUACCCAGACCUUGUGGUAGAUGCAGUGUCUACAUGUUUAGAGGUUAUGAAUCCUCAAAUUAAGCUUCCAAAAAAACUUCCAGCAUCUAUGAGUGCCCGAAUAAAGUUUGCCUCCAGUUUGGCAGAACAGAUUAAAGAAUAUGGGUUUAAAGGAGAUAUGGGUUAUCAAACAAUUUUAUAUUGCAAUGAGGUUGAAGUUCGAAGGGUACUAACGUUCCUUUUAGAACGUCUUCCAAAGGAAUCGAAUAAUGCGGAAUCUCAAGAACCAAUCGGAUAUGUGCCUAAAAUAGUCAAACAAAUAGAAGAUCGACUUCAACAGGCACUUAGUAAAACAUGGUUGCCAUCGCAUAUUUUGCAUUAUGGAGUUAGGCCGAUCGAGGAUGGCUAUAUCGUUAAUAGCUUUGGAAACAGUGCUCCUAUUGACACAGUUAGCUUAAUUAUUCCAGAAGACAACCUUAGCCCUGACCAGGCUGCAUACAUUCCAAACAUAACGGACCAAUGUAAUCGAAGACAGCUUAUCCCGUCCCUGUUAUUUCAUGAUACCGAUUUUUCUGCCCAUUCCAAUUGGAAACAAAUUGUCUCAAAGGCUUCAGUUCCAAAAAGUAUAUCCAACGAAAUUUUAGCCAAUAUAGCAAAUAGUACUGCCAUUGAAAGUCUUAGCAGUACUACAAGUAUACCUGGGAAUAAGAACCUUCAAACCUCAGAGGAAAGUAAAAGUGACGUUCUCUUAAAAGAAUUAGGUGAAAAGAAAUGUGCUUUUAUUAAUCUUCAAGCAGACGUCAGUCAAAUUGAAGAAAAACUAGAGAAGAUCAGGAUGCAAAAAGGGGAAGAACAAAAAUUACUAGAAGAAUUAAUAGCCAAUGUUAAUGUUAAAAAGAAAACGUUGGCUGUACUACACAAUCCAGAAAAUAAACAGAAAUUAAAAAACAUUAUUCAAAAACUGGAGAAUAGGCUUGUAGAAUUAGCCGAUCAGUGGAAUGAAGUUCAAACGCCUUUACUACAAGAACUGAAUGUUUUAAAAAGUUCGGUCGGCUCGGAGACCUUAAAAAAUGAAGAAGAAAGGAACAAAUUAAAUAAUUUAAGAGCUACAUAUAAGGAGUUAGUAGACAAUUUUAAAGAAAAGAGCGUUUUGGAAGAAAACCUAAUUGAGAGGUGCAAAGAUUUGAAUAAUAGAAAUAACAGAGCGGCAUACACAAAGAGGAUAAUGGAUAUAGUAGGAAACAUAAAAAAACAAAAAAAAGAAAUCCAGAAAAUCUUAGUGGACACCAAGAAGGUGCAAAAGGAUAUAUCAAAUCUAACUGGACAAGUAGAAAGGUCGUUUACACUUAGCGAUGAAAUAAUUUUUCACGAUUGCAAACAUGAUGAAUCAGCUAGAAAAGCCUACAAACUAUUAGCGGCCCUUCGUGAAGAAUGCAACCGGAUAUUGCAGGCAAUAUCAGAUAUAGGACAAGUGGAAAGGGAAUUCCGGAAUUUGGAUGAGCAAACUGAGGCGGAAAGAAAUAAAGACGUUUGUGAUAAGCUGAGAAAGAUCCAGAGAGAUUUGACUGAGAUACAAAAAGAAAUUCAAUUGUUGCUAUGAAGGACAUUAAAUUAUGUCUAGCUUUGUAGAUACUAAUUGUGUACCUAAAUUUUUUUAAGUUGUUUUUCAAAAGUGAAUUAUUAUAGUUUGAUUCUUAUGAUUAAGGAAAUAAACUUUAUAUGAUAUUGAAUGAGAACGUGACGUAAAUAAUCGACAUUUGAGUUUUCAAUAAAAGUUUCGCAGUUUGUUUUAUUUGGUUGA
Anthonomus grandis grandis is the source of this 2056-nucleotide messenger RNA. RefSeq names its product coiled-coil domain-containing protein 22 homolog. Lineage: Eukaryota; Metazoa; Arthropoda; Insecta; Coleoptera; Curculionidae. Gene Ontology annotation, biological process: positive regulation of ubiquitin-dependent protein catabolic process. The transcript has 8 exons. The record is from RefSeq and is a predicted model, not a curated record. The coding region runs from base 323 to 1855 and encodes 510 amino acids. Gene Ontology annotation, molecular function: cullin family protein binding.